Messenger RNA from Quercus robur (English oak), 744 nucleotides. Its product is annotated as auxin-induced in root cultures protein 12-like. The record is from RefSeq and is a predicted model, not a curated record. Lineage: Eukaryota; Viridiplantae; Streptophyta; Magnoliopsida; Fagales; Fagaceae. The transcript is spliced from 2 exons. The coding region runs from base 1 to 744 and encodes 247 amino acids.
AUGGCAAGGCUUUGUUUUACAUUGGUGAUCUUAGCAUUGGCUUUACUGGUUUCACAAAGUAAUCAGUCACUAACCUGCACAUCACAAAAAUACAUAAACAAGAAUGUGUACACAAACUGCACUGAUCUUUCAUACCUAAAUGCCUACCUUCACUGGACAUACAACACUACCAAUUCCACAUUGUCCAUUGCUUUCACAGCCCCACCAUCAAAGCCAGAGGGUUGGGUUUCAUGGUCCAUAAAUCCAGUAAAGCCCUCCAUGAUUUCAGCCCAGGCCUUAUUAGCCUUCAAACACAAAGACAACAUAACCAUCAACACCUACAACGUAACUUCUUAUGCCGACGCAACUAAGUGGGGGACCAAGCUGUCAUACGAGGUUUGGGACUUGAGCGCCGAGGAAAGCAAUGGAAACAUCACAAUUUUCGGGAAAUGGAAGCUCCCAGAGAAGACUAAGAUGGUGAACCAAAUUUGGCAAGUUGGUCCAGGCAUAACCGAUAAAGGAUUGCCGCUUCCCCACGACAAGAAUCUAGAUAAUUUGAAUGCCAGAGGGAUGCUUCAGUUGUUGGGGACACAGAGUGUUGCUAGUCCUACUCCUUCUCCUUCUCCUGCUGGUCUUGUGCCUGGUGCUCCUGCACCAGCUGGUAAAAAGAAAAGUGCGAGCACAAGAAUUGGAGGGAGAAUCAGUGUUGGUUUUUACAUGGGGUUGGUUGUGAUUCUUGGGAGUUUGAUUGUUUUGGAGAUUUGA